Molecule: messenger RNA, 3927 nt
Organism: Pseudomyrmex gracilis
Lineage: Eukaryota; Metazoa; Arthropoda; Insecta; Hymenoptera; Formicidae
Product: probable cytochrome P450 6a13
Molecular function (GO): oxidoreductase activity, acting on paired donors, with incorporation or reduction of molecular oxygen; monooxygenase activity; iron ion binding
Source: RefSeq, a predicted model, not a curated record
GGCGCAAGAAAGGUGUAUUUUACAUCGAACCUGUUGUACCAACUGGUAAUAUGACUCCUUUAGUGACUGGAAAAAUAUCAUUAGAUAAGUAGUUUUCUUCUAAAAAAAAAUAUAUGUAUCGUGUAUAUAUAAAUUAUUAGUUUCUUUUUAAUUUUUCAAAGAGCGUGAGACUUUUAGUAACUACUUUUGUACAAUUAAUGCAAAUAGCCUCGUUUCUACACGACAAAUACGUAUUAUAUAUACACUGAAAUAAAAUUAAUUUUGUAAUGACAUCAAAAUGCACUUAGUUUGUAGUCAACUGUUAUUUAAAGUAUUUAUUUUUUUCAAGCUUGUGAUAUAUCAAAGUACCAUGAUGGUUUAUUUGUUAAAUGCAAGCUUAGAUAAAUUGCAAUAUCAAAUGUUUCUCUUUAAAUUAUUAAAUUUAAUUAUCUAUAUAUAAACUUUCCAUCUUAUGUAGAGUGGGUCCAAAAAGUGUUUGUACACCCACAUUUCAUAAUAAUACACAUAACAGUUUGGGUUUGUAUGUCUUACAAUGAAGUUGGAAAUGUAGCAUUUAUUGAAAAAAUCACGAAUGCUCGAAUGCAUAUUGAUGUGUCGCGAGAUAAUUUAAUACAGAGUGCAAGAUAAAAACCUUGUUUCGUAUUAAAACCUUGAAAAAAAUUGUGUAUUUCCUAUGUAAAACGCACGUGUACAAAUACUGUUUUAGCAUUCAAAUUUAUGUAUUUUCUUUAUUAAUUAUUAUUAUCCUGUUUGAAAGUUUACAAAACUAUUAAAAAAUGGACGCAUUAUUAAAAACGCAUUAUUAAAAAAUGUUACUCAGCACAUUAUCUCAGCACAUAAUCGACUAUUAAAAAAUACUAUUUUUGGUAACGUAUCAUCAUUUAUUUAUAUAAAGAUAUCACACAAAAACUAGGUGUACAAAUACUUUUUAGAUCCACUGUACAUAUUCAGGUAUAUUUUAAAGCGACAUGAUAGUAUAAAACGUUUGUGAAAUACAAACAAGUACAAAAUGUCAGUAGCGAGUAUAUACAAAUGUUAAUGGAUAUAUUUAUACAAAAUUUACGUUAACUUCAUGCGCUACAACAACGUGUGAUAUGCUUUCUGUGCCCAAAAUGAAAACCACGUAUCAGACACGUGAUUUUUGGAGCUAGAGAUAAAAAAGAACUAGAGAUAAGAAAGAAAAAAAAACGAGUGAAAUGCCAACGUAUGAGUAACUUUCCUAUUUGACAAUGGCACAUAUUGUCGCAACUUAAAUCGUAUAUAAUGCGAGAAAUUUAACACAUGGAAAAAAAAAUAAUAUUGAAUCAACAGCAUCAGUUUACUUGAAAUAUAGUUUGUUGACGCAACAUCAAUAUUGUUUCACUACACAUAGCAAAUAAUUGCUUUUAGAAUCUAGACAUUAAAUUAAUCGCAUAUGCUAGUGAAUGAACUAUUUAUUUUUGUGGCAGCCCGUGACGUUGACUUUGAUUGAAGCAACUCCAUUUUUUUCAUACAAUAGAAUGCGAAAUGUUUCACCAGAAUCUUCACUAGUCGCAAUGAUAAAUACUCAGUGUCAAUAAAUGCAAGAAAUUUGAGAAUUGAUUCAUAAUAAAAAGCUUCUUGUAUUACAAAAAUACGAUACGAAGUUACAUGUUAGGUGAAAAGUAUUAUAGCAAAGCUUUUGACUUAAUACUCGAAAUCGUUCGAAGUAUUUAUCAAAGCGAUUAAUGAAGGCUCUGAUCAGAACUCAAAACAAUUUGCAUUUCACUUUAUAUUUAACGUAAAUUUUGUAGAAUUAUAUUGCGAUCACACCCCUCUAUAAGUUUACUACUGAUCUUUUAUAUUAGUUUGUUCAUUUUUUUUAUUAAAGAAACAAUAAGAUUGUAUGAUUUAAAUGUGAGAUUUAUUAACAGGCGAACUAUUUGACGACGCUUACUUAAAACAUAAAGACCAUCGAGCUUUCGGAAUGUAUUCAUUUUUCAAACCGAAUCUUGUGAUUGCCGAUCUCGAUUUUGUCCGAAUAGUGCUGACAAAAGAAUUUGGUAGUUUUCAUGAUCGAGAUUUUUACAGUAAAAAAGUUGACCCAUUAUCCGGUAAUUUAUUUUUAUUGCCUGCGAAAGAAUGGAGAAAUUUGCCCGUCAAAGUGACACGUACAUUUACUUCGGGAAAACUCAAGCAGAUCUUUGGAUUUCUGAAAGAAUGCUGUGAACAAUUCAUAAAAUCUUUCGAUGAAAUAGCCGAAGCCGAAACAUGCAUCGAGAUGAAAGAAAUACUUGUUAGGUAUACAACAAACAUAAUUAUGUCAGCUGUUUUUGGUAUCAAAGUGAACUGCGUAGAAGAACCGAACAAUGAAGUUCGAUAUUGGGAAAAAAGAAUCUUUGAGUACAGUUCCAUUUGGAAUGCCAUUUUUGUGUUUGCACCUCAAAUUGCUGAUUUAUUUUCCGUUCCUCUUACUGAUCGGAGAACCACGAAUUUCUUUAUAAAUAUGUUUCGGAAUACCGUUCAAUACAGACAAACUCACAAUGUCGUCAGGCACGAUUUUAUGAAUCUACUCAUACAACUUAUGGAGAACGGUUAUAUCGAGCCUGACAAGAACAAAAAUGCCGCCGAUGUGUCUCUAAUAUCGGUUACAAAUGAAUUUUCUAUGUUAGAAGCGGCUGCGCAAGCAUACGUCUUCUUCACAGGUGGCUUCGAAACUUCCUCAACUACGGUGACGUUCUGUUUGUACGAAUUAACGCUACAUCAGGACAUACAGAAUAAGCUUUGUCAAGAAAUUGAUGAAAUAAUGGAAAAACACGGUGAACUGACUUAUAAUGCUGUGAACGAUAUGAUCUAUAUUCAGAAAGUAGUAAAAGAAACUCUGAGAAAGUAUCCGCCUCUGCCUGUAGUGAAUCGGAUUUGCACCGAGGCCAUAGACCUUUCGACUACUAUUCACGUACCGAAAGGAACUUUGAUUACCAUUCCGGUGCUCGGCAUACAUCGAGAUCCGGCAAUAUAUCCGGAUCCGGAUAGGUUUGAUUCCGAACGAUUUACCGCGAAUCAAAUAACAACAAGGCAUCCAUACGCUUACUUGGGAUUUGGGGAAGGACCGCGAGCUCAGCGGUUUGGAUUGCUGCGGGCAAAAGUUAGUAUUUUAAGUAUCUUAUUGAAGUUCAAGGUGAAACUUCAUCCUCGGACUCCGGUACCACUCAUUAUGGAAGAAGCCCCCGGUAUACAUACUGCUAUAGGCGGUGUACAUUUCAUAAUUGAACCGCGAAAAAAACAGAUUUCUAGAUUAGAAUCGCGUUUUCUAACUAAGCAGAACAAUUUUAUGAAUCAAAUAGCGGCCAGGCGUCUAUACGCUCAUUUGCCAGUUGGAGAAGGACCGCGAGCUUGUAUCGAAACUCUUAGGAAAUAUCCACCUCUGCCAAUACUGAAUCGCACCUGCACCAAAUCCUUAGACCUUCCAACAACGAAUAUUCACAGACCGGAAGGAAGUUCAGUUACUAUAAUGGUGCUCGGGAUACAACAAAAUCCGGCGAUAUAUCCGGAUGUGGAUAAGUUUGAUCCAGAACGAUGCGCGGAUCAAAUAGCGGCUAGACAUCCGUACGCUUACUUACCUUUUGGAGAAGGUCCUCGAGUUUGUAUAGGUACUCGGUUUGGCUACAUGCAUACAAAAGUUGGUAUCUUCAAUAUUUUAGCAAAGUUCGAGGUUAAACUUCAUCCUCGAACUCCGGUGCCACUCAUCAUCGAUGAAGCACCCGUUAUACUUUUGCCUAAAGGCGGUGUUUAUCUUAUAAUUGAGCGAUAAAAUUAUCAUAGUCUCUAAAUCCGCGGUUAAACUGCGUAAAAUUCUGCUACUAAGUAAUAACAAUGUCAGAGUAAGGUCAAGCUAAUAGUGCGCAAAACAGAGUUAUGCAACGAUUAUGUAAAGAAGUGAGGGGUGUCCUCCGAUUCAAUAUGAUAAAA